AUGGUCAUAUUGUUCGAAGUAUUGUUGACUUCAGACAAAAGUAAUCCAGAAGAGAACAAUACAUUUGAGGCGUCAUUCGACAACACGCAGAAAAUUUUCAUCGAAGUUACAGACGCCCUUAACCACGUCAUUCUCAUCAAAACGUGUCCCUUAUCCGAAAGAGAUUACGAGUUAUUUGGAUCAGUUCGUCGUUGGACAAGAAUCCAACCAUUCCCUAUACAUGUGACCAAGAAAGAAAUUCCUGGUCUUUCGUUAGUCGAUGAGAGCGUCAUUUUGAGGAAAAUUUUGCAGAAAAGUAAUGGAAUAAGUAAACCUCACGGUACGAUUAGUUUCAAUAAGAAGUCAAUUCGAGCUUUAAUGGAGAUGGAUAAGGAUAAUGAUUUGGGUAAAUCAAAUAUACUUCUGAUGGGACCAUCUGGUGUUGGAAAAACUUACUUAACACAAAUACUGGCCGAAAUAUUAGAUGUACCAAUAGCAAUGUGCGACUGCACAUUACUAACACAAUCUGGCUAUGUUGGGGAUGACGUUGAUACGGUCAUCCAGAAACUUCUUGCUAAUGCAGAUGGUGACAUUGAUGCGACACAGAGAGGUAUCGUUUUCCUGGAUGAAUUCGAUAAAAUCAGCAGUUCGUUGGAUUUGGAAUCACGCUCAUUCCGAGAUGUUGGAGGUCGAGGUGUGCAGCAAGCAUUUCUGAAACUAGUGGAAGGUACCGCAGUGAAGGUGAAACAACCCGGGUCUAAUGGAACACGGGUGGAUGUGGAUACAACGAAUAUAUUAUUCAUUGCUUCUGGAGCAUUUAACAAUUUGGAUCGAAUUAUUAGUCAGCGCCUUUACAAGAAACUUGUUGGAUUUGGUACUGGAAAGGAUAAGGAAAAGUAUGAAAAGGAUGAGAUCAAAAUAAGCAAGCAUCGGGACGAUUUGCUUAGACAAGUAGAGCAUGUUGAUCUCAUAAAAUUUGGUAUGCUACCCGAAUUAGUAGGACGUUUCCCUGUGCUCGUCCCAUUUACUAGUCUGACAGAAGAAUUACUCGUGCGAAUAAUGAAAGAGCCAAAAAGUUCGAUUGUCUCACAGGCCGAAAAACAGUUCUUGCUUGACAACAUACAACUGUGUUUCACCGACUGUGCCUUGAAGGAAAUCGCCCGUACUGCAGCACAAAAAGGAACCGGAGCACGAGCACUUAGAUCAAUAACCGAAAAAGUAUUGUUAGAUGCAAAGUAUGACUUGCCUGGUACAGACAUACAUAAAUUGGUUAUUGAUGCGGACGUUGUCAAAGGCAACUGCCGUUAUUAUACGAUGGAAAGUGCGGACAUCAUGAAUUCUAAAGUCCCCAAACAAUCACUUAUACGAAUAAGUCCAAAUGACGACAAACAAAAUGAUUUCGUGAAGUAG
This is a messenger RNA of Brugia malayi, 1389 nucleotides long. RefSeq lists its product as uncharacterized. The transcript has 11 exons. Gene Ontology annotation, molecular function: ATP hydrolysis activity; ATP binding. Bases 1 to 1389 code for a protein of 462 amino acids. The record is from RefSeq and is a predicted model, not a curated record. NCBI's taxonomy places the organism in Eukaryota, Metazoa, Nematoda, Chromadorea, Rhabditida, Onchocercidae. Gene Ontology annotation, biological process: proteolysis; protein catabolic process. Gene Ontology annotation, cellular component: mitochondrial matrix.